Drosophila pseudoobscura is the source of this 711-nucleotide messenger RNA. It is a transcript of the gene nkt, whose product is annotated as noktochor. Bases 131 to 622 code for a protein of 163 amino acids. Lineage: Eukaryota; Metazoa; Arthropoda; Insecta; Diptera; Drosophilidae. The record is from RefSeq and is a predicted model, not a curated record. The transcript is spliced from 2 exons.
GCCCACAGCAGAGUGGAUCAGUCGCCGAGCAGACGAGAUUCGCACAGCACCGUCGGGCGGAGCCAUCGGAGGAGUCACAGAGCACACACCGCACACCACACAUCGCACCACUCAUAGCACCACACGCACAAUGCAGGUCAAAUGCCUGAUCAUCUGCCUCGGCCUGGGCCUGCUCAUGCUGGGCACUGGUCCCGUGUGCGAGGCGCGGCGUGCCCGUGGUCGCGGACGCACCAAGUCUAGGGUCCAGAUCGGCCUGCCCAUCACGGGCAAGUACCGCGAUCCCGAGUCCGAUCAGUACUACAACAACAAUAACGGAGCCAAGAUCUUGCAGGCCUCACACUUUGAUCUGGAGUACGUGCUGGGCCACAAGAUCGCCUUCCUGUGCGUGGCCAAGGGCAAUCCGCGGCCACACAUCACCUGGUACAAGGACGGGGCCGAGAUCUACCAGCACCUCUACAUGCACGUCCACGAGUGGACCAUCGGCGAUGACAGGGUAAAGUCCAAGAUCGAAAUCGACCCGGCCACACAGAUGGACGCAGGCCUCUACGAGUGCACCGCCGACAACAUGUACUCCAUCGAUCGGCGCAGCUUCAAAACAGAUUUCUCCAUUGCCUUCGACUGAUCGACGGCCGGAACCGGCCGAAUCAGUUCGGGGCGUGGCUCCCUAGGCUUAAGCAAUAAAAUCGAUGCACAUAGCAUACAAGAUGUAAA